This is a messenger RNA of Lachancea sp. 'fantastica', 942 nucleotides long. Lineage: Eukaryota; Fungi; Ascomycota; Saccharomycetes; Saccharomycetales; Saccharomycetaceae. The record is from the annotation of a GenBank genome assembly.
AUGAACCAAACUGGGGUCAGGUUACCCUCCAUUAGCGCCCUGCUGCAGGCGUAUCCUGUCACGUGCACAUCGCUGUACACGGAGACGCAUAACUCAUCUUCAACUUCAACUUCAUCGCCGCCGCUGCCAUCGCUGCUGAAGCACGUGGUCGACGCAACUCCAGAAACUCUCCCACUCAAAAAUGGGUCUGGUGGUGAAGGCAACAAUCUCGGCACACUUGCCACCAUGGGGCUACCCACGCCGCGGGCAUCUGCGGCCGAUCUCACGGUCCACCACACCCAUCACAACAACUACCACCACCAUCUCCACAGCAGCCAGCAGCAGCAGCAGCAACAACAACAACAACAACCACUACAUCACUCUCAGCUGUCGCCGGCGCCCUCACGGUCGUCGUCCACGUCGCUGAUGGAAGUGCCCUAUUUGACGCCGCCAAUGUCCAGCAGCACAGCUCCAGCAGCCGCUGCUGCAGCGGUCGAAGGACCUCUCAAAUGCGUGUGUCGCAACAACACGGAGACCGGCCACCAUAUUCCCCGGCCUCGCAACGCUUUUAUCUUGUUCCGCCAGCACAUGCACCAACAACUGUUUUCCAAACACUCGUCGUCGCGCCACGCGGCCCACACCCCGCCAGCCACCACUCCAGGAACGCCUGAGAGCAACGGUGCAGCAGCAGCAGCAGCAGCAGCAGCGUCGUCGUCGUCUGUAUCGCCCGAGGUAUCUUUCAAGACCAACUCACAGAUUUCGCGCGAAAUCGGACGUCGUUGGCGUGAACUGGGCGACCCAGAGCGCAGCUACUGGCAGAAUCUCGCGCUACAGGAAAAGGAAGCACACCGUCUAAGGUAUCCGGGCUACAAGUAUAUACCGCGCAAGAGUCGUGCGGGCAAGAGACAACGCAAGGACGGCUGCGAGUUUUGCAAGCUACGCACCGAUAUGGACCUCCAUUGA